Messenger RNA from Chironomus riparius, 1500 nucleotides. NCBI's taxonomy places the organism in Eukaryota, Metazoa, Arthropoda, Insecta, Diptera, Chironomidae. The record is from the annotation of a GenBank genome assembly.
CACUGAUGUAAAUUGGUUCUUUUCUUUCGGUCUAGCCUUUAAAAAGCAUCGGAAAAAAAUUAAUUUAAUUCAGUUUACUACUCUACGUUGCAUUGAUCACAAGUAGAAAUGUCUAAGCCUUCAUUUAAAGUCGCUGAUAUCAAUCUUGCCGAAUUGGGCCGCAAAGAAAUCAUCAUUGCUGAAAAUGAGAUGCCUGGCUUGAUGGCUAUUCGUGAAAAGUAUGGACCAUUGAAGAUUUUAAAAGGCGCUAGAAUCGCUGGAUGUCUUCAUAUGACUGUCCAAACAGCUGUUUUGAUUGAAACUCUCACGGAACUUGGAGCUGAGGUUCAAUGGAGCAGCUGUAAUAUAUUCAGUACACAAGAUUCAGCAGCUGCAGCUAUUGCAAAGACUGGAGUUCCAGUUUAUGCAUGGAAAGGAGAGACUGAAGAAGAAUAUCUUUGGUGUAUUGAUCAGACACUCGUCUUUGCUGAUGGUCAACCAUUAAACAUGAUUUUAGACGAUGGUGGUGACUUGACAAAUCUUGUUCAUGAAAAGUAUCCUCAAUAUUUGGAAGGAAUUAAAGGAAUUAGUGAGGAAACAACAACUGGCGUACACAACCUUUACAAUAUGUUCAGAGAGAAUAAACUCAAAGUUCCAGCCAUUAAUGUCAACGAUUCAGUUACAAAGAGCAAAUUUGACAACCUUUACGGAUGCCGUGAAUCAUUACUUGAUGGAAUUAAGCGUGCAACUGAUGUCAUGAUUGCUGGAAAGGUUUGUGUCGUUGCUGGAUAUGGUGAUGUUGGCAAAGGAUGUGCACAAGCUUUAAGAUCAUUCGGCGGUAGGGUAAUAAUCACUGAGAUUGAUCCAAUUAAUGCAUUACAAGCAGCUAUGGAAGGAUAUGAAGUCACAACAAUGGAUGAAGCAUGCAGUGAGGGAAAUAUUUUUGUUACAACAACUGGAUGCACAGAUAUUAUUAUGGGAGAGCAUUUCGUUCAAAUGAAAGAUGAUUCUAUUGUCUGUAAUAUUGGACAUUUCGAUUGUGAAGUUAAUGUUGCAUGGUUGGACCAAAAUGCUAAGGAAAAGAUUAAUGUUAAGCCACAAGUUGACAGAUUCUUACUUCAAAAUGGACGUCACAUUAUUCUUCUUGCUGAGGGACGAUUAGUCAAUCUUGGCUGUGCUAAAGGACAUCCAUCAUUCGUUAUGUCAAAUUCAUUUUCAAAUCAAACACUUGCUCAAAUUGAGUUAUGGACAAAGGGCGAAAAAUAUCCAAUUGGAGUUCAUAUGUUACCAAAGAAGCUCGACGAAGAAGUUGCUGCUUUGCAUUUAGAGAAACUCGGCGUUAAACUUACAAAAUUGAGCGAUAAGCAAUCUAAAUAUUUGGGAUUGAGUCAAGAAGGUCCAUUCAAGCCUGAUUACUAUCGUUAUUAAAUUUAAAAUGUCACCAAGUAAACAAGUUUUUGUAUUUUAAGGUUGAAAGCUUGCAAGAAUGAAUUAAAUAAUUUUUUAAAGGCCACUAAUCCA